Molecule: messenger RNA, 1356 nt
Organism: Aspergillus niger
Lineage: Eukaryota; Fungi; Ascomycota; Eurotiomycetes; Eurotiales; Aspergillaceae
Exons: 5
Coding region: 1-1356 (451 amino acids)
Biological process (GO): acetyl-CoA metabolic process; ergosterol biosynthetic process
Molecular function (GO): hydroxymethylglutaryl-CoA synthase activity
Source: RefSeq, a predicted model, not a curated record
AUGGCAUCUUACCCAGAGAAUGUCGGCAUUAAGGCCAUGGAGAUCUAUGUCCCAGCCCAGUGUCUGGAUCAAAUCCUCUUCGAGAAACACCAAGGUGUCUCAGCCGGCAAGUACACCAUCGGACUGGGACUCAAGUGCAUGAAUUACUGCACCGAUAGAGAGGAUGUUUGCUCUCUAGCACUAACAGCCGUGUCCUCCCUCCUCAGGAAAUACAGCAUUGACCCCAACUCCAUCGGUCGUCUCGAAGUAGGCACGGAAUCCCUGAUCGACAAGGCCAAGUCCAUCAAGUCCGUUCUUACAACCCUCUUCGAGCCUUCCGGCAACACAAGCAUUGAAGGUAUUGACACUAUUCACGCCUGCUACGGCGGAACUAAUGCUCUCUUCAACGCUAUAAACUGGGUCGAGUCCCGGUCCUGGGACGGGCGAGACGCCAUCGUCGUAGCAUCCGACAUUGCCCUCUACAAAGAGUCUUCCAGUCGUCCUACCGGUGGUGCAGGUUGCGUUGCCAUGCUCGUGGGCCCCAACGCGCUCCUCUCCCUGGACCAUAGCAUUAGAGGAGUCUAUAUGACACACACGUACGACUUCUACAAACCAGACCUCAAAUCAGAGUUCCCUCUCGUCAAUGGCCAUGAAUCAAUCACUUGCUAUAUCCGCGCCCUGGACGGAUGCCACAAGGACCUCCUCCGUCGCAGAAGCGCGAACAACAAGAACGUCGAGAAUGUCCUCGACCUCUUCGACUACAUGGCCUUCCAUACUCCAAACUGCAAGCUAGUCAGCAAGUCGUACGGUCGACUCAAAUAUGACGACCUUCUACACCAGUCGAGCUCGAACCCAGACACAGAUCUGACUGCAAUCCCACCUGAGCUCCGCACCCUGACCUACGAAGAAUCCCUCAAAGACAAAAAUCUAGAGAAGACCCUUGUAGCUCUGACAAAAGAUCAGUUCAAGAAACGGGUCGAGCCAUGCAUCGCUGCGCCCUCUUUGUGUGGAAAUAUGUACACAGGCAGUCUCUAUUGCUCACUCAUCAGCUUGAUCAGUAAUAUCGAUCUUGCCACUGCGGAGGGGAAAACUAUUGGCAUGUUUAGUUACGGCAGCGGUCUAGCCAGCACUCUCUUCGCCUUCAAAGUAACCGGCGACCUAAACCCCAUGGUUGAGAAAAUCGAUCUCAUGAACCGCCUGAAUCAGAGACAUAUCGCUACGCCCGAGGAAUAUGAAGAGGCCUGUACACUCCGACUGAAAGCCUACGGAAGCAAUGACUAUACUCCAUCUGGAGACAUAGCCUCCCUAGCACCGGGAACAUACUACUUGGAGAAAAUUGAUGAGGUGUAUCGGCGGACUUAUGCUAUCAAAUCUUGA